Molecule: messenger RNA, 714 nt
Organism: Scomber japonicus (chub mackerel)
Lineage: Eukaryota; Metazoa; Chordata; Actinopteri; Scombriformes; Scombridae
Product: transmembrane protein 125-like
Exons: 1
Coding region: 1-714 (237 amino acids)
Source: RefSeq, a predicted model, not a curated record
AUGCCUGAGAUGCAAGUCUUCUACCAGCCGCGCCACACCAUCCGUUACCCUCCAGAACUCCACUUGGACCCUACCUUGAUCCAGCGGCAUGUCCUGGAGGAUCAGGUGGAGAUGUUGUGGUUCAGGGAGCCACGUCACUCCCUACUGUGUUACUGUGCCUCAGUGGCCCUCAUACUAGGGCUGGGACUUGGCGGUGUGGGCCUCCUCUCCACCACCACCAGCCUGUCCGGGGAGUGGCGCCUCGGGGUGGGCACCACUCUUUGCCUCUUGGCCCUGGCUGUUCUGCUCAAGCAGCUCCUCAGCUCGGCCAUCCAGGACAUGAACUGUGUGCACAGCCGGCGUCGGAUUGACCAGCUGAAGAGCGGUGGGCAAGCUGACCCAGCAUUGAUCCUAGCUGUGGGGCUGGCAGUGAUGCUCUGUGGGACAGUGCUGCUCUGUGUGGCCAUGAUUGGCAGCCAGGGUCAUGACAGCAGGGAAAUGAUAGUGUCUGGUCUGGUGCUGAUGGCUGCUGGGCUAGGAAUGACUCUAGCAGUAGUGGGCUAUAAUGUGCUGGUCUACCUGAAGAGGAAAAGAGAGCAGAGGAGGAGGAGGAUGAUGAGAGUAAGCAGAGCGAGGAGGCUGGGGAGUCAAGCUGUCAGAGUGUUCAGUGUCUCAGGAGGACAGAUGAGCCAGACCAGGAGAGAGACGUCCUCCAGCAGGACCAGCCUCAUCUGA